GUUUACGAGCCACAUGUCUGUCACAUGUCGGGCUGAGCUGUGGCUUCACCGGGAAACGAUACUAGCGGUUACAUUCGUUCACGUGAUUGUACGUUAAUGCGCGUCAUCAAACCGUUGUCUCUUGUUUGUUGCCUGUUUGAGUUGAGCUGUCAGUUUAGUAAAUAAAAAAAGAACCAAAAGAAUAAAAAACGAACAAAGCUAAAUCAACAGAGAGACACCCACAACAUUCGCUCUGAUAUAUUUAGAAUAGCCUACUGUUCGAGCUAUUUGUUUGAGCAAUUUGUGGAUAACAACAAUCAACGGAACAUGGCUGGUGUGAUGGCAGAUUUUGGUAACUUCACUCACGCCGUUAUUCGAGCAAUCCCCUCUUCCCUUGCUAAAGAGGCACUGAGGAUGAACGUUUCGGACGUGGACCUGGAGAAAGCUCAGAGAGAACAUGAGGUAUACGUCGGGGUUCUGAAGCAGAAACUCGGGCUGGAGGUGAUUGAACUCCCCGCGGACGAGUCUCUCCCGGACUGUGUGUUCGUGGAGGAUGCUGCCGUGGUUUGCGGUGACACGGCUCUGAUCACCAGACCCGGGGCAGAGAGCAGAAGGAAAGAGACAGCGGCCAUACGGCAGACCCUGAAGGAGCUGGGCCUGAACAUCGUUGACAUGUCUGAUGAGAACGCCACUCUGGACGGAGGGGACGUCCUCUUUACAGGUAGAGAAUUCUUCGUGGGCCUUUCCAAACGGACCAAUCAGAGAGGAGCUGAGAUCCUGGCGGACGCGUUCAAGGACUACGCUGUGUCCACCGUCCCUGUCACUGAUGGUCUACACCUGAAGAGCUUCUGCAGCAUGGGAGGACCAGGCCUCAUCGUGAUUGGCUCCAGCGAACCAGCCCAGAAAGCCCUGAAGAUCAUGCAGCAGAUGAGUGACCAUCGUUAUGACAAGCUGACAGUGCCUGAUGACAUUGCAGCCAACACCAUCUACAUGAACCUCCCUGGCAAAGGUCAUGUGCUGUUACACUGCACCCCAGAGGAGUUCCCAGAGAGUGCCAAGGUGUUUGAGAAGCUCAAGGACCACAUGUUGAUCCCAGUUUCCAACAUGGAGAAGGUGAAGGUGGAUGGAGCCCUCACCUGCUGCUCUGUUCUCAUCAACAUGAAAGCCAAAGUCUGAUCUGAACAUGCUCCGUUGGGGGUCUCUCAGGCAGACCUGGGUUCAAAUACUAGUUGAAAUCGUUCACAUACUUUGAUGUGCCAGGUUUGCCAGUUUUGGACUAUACUAUUGGGCCAUUAUUACACCAGGCAAACUCAAUCAAGCACAGACAAAGUAUUUGAUUUGAUUUCAAAUAGUAUUUGAACCCAGAUCUGCUCUCAGGGCAGGGUCGGCCCACUGCUGCCACCUUGCCCGGUUCAGAACCCCAACUACCUUGCCCGGUUCAGAACCCCAACUACCUUGCCCGGUUCAGGACCCCAACUACCUAGCCUGGGUGCAAGUCUGUUUCUGGCCAGUCUGUUUCUGCUGUCUUGCCCCUGAAAACAAAUUGGCAUCAAGGUUACCAACCCCCCUCCACCUUCUGAAAGUGCUCAUGUGUCAAUCAAUCCCUCUGCUUACUGGUCAAUGUUUACAACCCUUUAAAAACAACCACUUCUACUAUAACACAGGAGAGGUAAAAAAGGACAGUCUGUUUCAUAGAAUGGUUUGAAGGUGGAGCUAUAUAAUGUUACGGUAUAGUUAGUACAUUAUAUGCAUAGUGCAGUAGCCGGUUUAUAAAGAAUAUAAAACGCAAAUAUAUUUACAAUCAACUGCUGAUUACUCUAUACAUAUUUGUAAUUAUUUAUUUUUAGAUUCAAUUCAUCAUGAUUCAUGCCACAUAACAAACAAGUAUACGUUUGUAUUGAGGGGGAGAAAGGAAUUAAAUCAAAUCUACCUAGUUAUGGGCAAUUCCAUGGUGACGGAAUUACGCAGAGACUCAGAUUUUUCACUUUUAAAAUGUAUAUCAAACAAAAAACUGACUGAGAAGUGUAAUGAACCACAUAACUCUAUACACAAGGACUACUUUUAACAAUUUACACACCAAAUCUUACAAAAGCAGAUUUACAGGUAAAACUGUGGAUACCGAUCGGUAUCAAACCAGGAUGUGUCACAGCCGGCCGCGACCGGGGGACCCAUGAGGCGGUGCACAAUUGGCCCAGCGUCGUCUGGGUUAGCUGAAGGGUUUGGCCGACUGGGUUGUCCUUGUCCCAUCGUGCUCUAGCGACUCCUGUGGAAGACCAGGCGCAAUGCACGCUGACACGGUCGCCAGGUGUACGGUGUUUCCUCUGACACAUUGGUGCGGCUGGCUUCCGGGUUAUGUGAGCAUUGGGUUAAGGAGCAGUGCGGCUUGGCAGGGUCGUGUUUCAGGAAGGACGCACGGCUCUCGACCUUCGCCUUACCCCCUUUUCUCCCCAAGUUUGUGAUAUUCAAAAAUGUAUCAAAUGUAAAUGUAUAAAAUAAAAUCUGUGCCGGUACAAAGUUUAGUAACCGUCAUGCUGUCCCCAAACUUUGCAAACGGAUAGUUUUUCAAGGUAAAUGUUAACUUUUUUACUGUGUAAAUUGUUGAAAGUAGUCAUUGUGCAUAGAGGUGCAUGGUUUGUUGAACUUUGAAAUCCAUGGUUUUUAUUUGGCAUACAUUUUAAAGUGACAAAUCGGAGUCUCAGUAUAAUCCCCUGUGGAAUUGCCCUUAUCUUAGUCAAAUAUAAAUAGUGAGCUUGUUCUCUCUGUCUGCCAUAGAGACCUGAGUUCUCUUACUUUAUCAACAUCAUUGUUGAUUAAAAAUGUAUUAUUAUUGGACAUGAAUGUUGAUUGAUCCCUAGCAGUGGGGGGGGAUCCCACUAACUAGCACCCCCCCCCCCCAGUGGAUCACUAGCAGUGGGGGGGGGGGGGGUGCUAGUUAUUCCACCUGGCUGAUCAAGGGGUUAUUUCUGUGACUUCAGAAUCAAACCCAGGGUAGGAAAUGAACUACAAAAUUCCCCUGAAAAUAAAAUGUCAAAGGAUGCAAAGUAAAAGUGAAUUUCCUACCCUGUCUUAAACUAAGCUGUGCCCACUUUAUAAAAGACGGAGCACACUGUGUGACGUAUGUUUAAUUAUGACCAAUUGGCUUGUCAUUACUCAUGAUAUACUCUCAUAACUUUUAACAUGCCUCAAUCUGCUGUGUGCCUCCAUCGAAAACCAAGUGGCUUAAAUAACUACUGCUCUAUACUCUAGUCAAGAAGCCUUUAUAGCAGAUUUCAAUGGUUUUUGUUGAGUUUUUUAAGCCCAUUGUCACUGUGUUGACUACUGAUACUCACCCUGGUACUUCCUUCCUGUUAUGCUCUUUCUGUAUGAGAGCAUGUUGGGAAAUCAACAUGAGACUGUUCCUCCAGCUGGAGAGAUGAUACACACUCAGUAGGGUCUCGCCACUAACCACCUCUAAUCUAUCCUGCUGUGUUUACAUUGCAUAGAUAGCCUUUAGUAAGAUCUUUGAAGUCUGUUGACGACAUAGAAAUACAUGUAUAAAUACUAAAACGGGAUCUCCCAUUCAAGUCUGGAGUCUACAUAUGAGGGUGCAGACUUUUUCACCAUUCUAGUAAUUCUAUUUCUAUGGUUAAGGAGCUCUUCCCAACGGCCUCAUCAGACAUGAGCGUAUACAUCUCCAGCAGAGGUUUAUGAACAUACAGAUGGCUACCAGCAUCCACAACCAAAGCCUAUUGCAGAGUGGGGCAGAUGAGCAAAGAACCUGAAAAUGUUUGCUUUCGUUUUUUACUUUUUCUUUCUUAAUAAUCUGAUGCAGAUGAAAACUGUUUCAUCAAAGGAAGUGACGUCUUGCAGUAAGGAGCACAGCUAGAGACUCUCAGCGUGACGUCCAGUGCUCUGGCCUGGAGUGAUGUAUAGCCUAGUCUGCGGCCGUUCAGGAAUGGGCGAGCAGAAUCAUUGUGAUGAAACAUGGAAAGAAUUCAUUUUGGAAGAGAGGCUUGUAAGCCAGUAAAUACUCACUCUCUCUUAAAAUGUUCUCUCUAUAAUUCUCUCCCCCUCUUCAUGUAUAUGUAUAUAUAUGUAUGUAUACAUGAUCCCUUUCCCUGCUAUUGCCUCAUACACAUUUCUGGGGUAAUUUAUGACAAUGAUAUCAUACAGUCUGGCAAAAGGGCGCAAUGGCCUGCAGUUAAAAAACAUAAUUUGUGACACUAGCAGUAUAUUUUACAGGAGGCCCUUGGCAGGUCCACUGAUGAUACCAUAGUUGCUGUGUAUCCAGCACAGACCAGAGCUGACGCAGUCAGUGGCUGUUUACAUCCCAAAUUGCACCCUAUUCCCUACAUAGUGCAAUGCUUUUGACCAGAGCCUUAUGGACCCUUGUCAAAAGUAGUGCAUUAUAUAUAUAUAUAUGGUGCAAUUUGGUAUGUACAAUUUUUAUGGAGGCCAAAGCACCUGCUGCAGUUGUAGCCUACUGCUGAAAGUUAGAAUAAUCACAAUAUCCCACCAAUCACACUGGCUGUUGCUUGUGAUAAUCUGAAUUUUAAAUCAAGUCCCCAAAAUACAAAUCUAUUCAAUCUUCCUUCAAUUUGAAUAUUUUUUUUCUUGAUCUAUCCUUUUUUCUAUUGGUGGUGACAACUUUCAUUACUGAUAAAUGUACUGCUCCCACUGCCAGCAACAUAAUGUGCUGUUCCACAUGAGAAAGUGUUCCACUGGUAGCCUAGGUUGAAUUCCUCAUAAACUACAAUAACAUUUUAAGAUGGACCUUUUGAGUGACCCUGUGUAUCCCAUAGAAGUGCUGUGAAUUGUCCAUUUUCUCAGGUUUCUUGGUUUUAGUGUAUUGUAGAUGUUAAGUUGUGUGGAAGCCUCGGUCAGCCAUUUCAGUCUUUUUACACUGCAUCUUGAUUUUAGCUUUUCAUCCACUUUCUACAAUAAACUUCAUUCUAACAUCAAA
Oncorhynchus kisutch (coho salmon) is the source of this 4921-nucleotide messenger RNA. It is a transcript of the gene ddah1, whose product is annotated as dimethylarginine dimethylaminohydrolase 1. Bases 307 to 1155 code for a protein of 282 amino acids. The record is from RefSeq and is a predicted model, not a curated record. Gene Ontology annotation, cellular component: mitochondrion. Gene Ontology annotation, biological process: arginine metabolic process; positive regulation of nitric oxide biosynthetic process. NCBI's taxonomy places the organism in Eukaryota, Metazoa, Chordata, Actinopteri, Salmoniformes, Salmonidae. The transcript is spliced from 6 exons. Gene Ontology annotation, molecular function: dimethylargininase activity; amino acid binding.